Molecule: messenger RNA, 977 nt
Organism: Parasteatoda tepidariorum (common house spider)
Lineage: Eukaryota; Metazoa; Arthropoda; Arachnida; Araneae; Theridiidae
Source: RefSeq, a predicted model, not a curated record
AUGGAAAGAUAAAUUUCAAUGACAUCAACCUAGAUCGCAAUUAUGAACCAUUAGCUGCAUAUUGUCGAAGCAAGCUGGCAAAUAUACUGUUUACGCGUGAACUAGCAAAGAGAUUAGAAGGUACAGACGUAACGACAUAUUGUCUCCACCCCGGUGCCGUUCAUACAGGCCUAGGACGCCAUUUAAACACCUCAGUAAACAAAUUCAUUGGACACAUUUAUGAAGGAUGUAGCAAACUGUUCUGGAAGAACGCUCGCAAUGGUGCUCAGACAUCCAUCUACUGCGCUGUUGAGGAGUCAUUAGAAAACCAGUCAGGGUACUAUUAUUGGUACGUUUUCUACGACCUGGUGUUUUCUUAUUUUUCCAGUUCCUGUAGUCUUGCAAUAGUUAUUAUUUGUGUAGUGCCUGGUUUGACAAUGCCAUGCAAUGAGUAACUGCACCAGAAUAGAGCCUUCUGCAAGAGCUCAGGAUGAUGAAAUGGCAAGAAAGUUGUGGGAAUUCAGCCAACAAGCUACAUCUAGAACCUAAUGAUCAGUAAUGAUCAAUAACAAUAAUUUUUUGCUCAAUAUGACUGUAAAUUGAAGCUGCUAUGAAAUCUUUAAAAAAGUUUAGCAUGAAACUUACGAAAUAGAAUUUGUUAAAAUUUUUAAACACAUAAAGCUGUACAAAUAACAUAUUUGGAAAACUUAUACAUGGAAUGUAGAUACACUUAAUUUUUUAACUUCUUAACAGUUUUUGAUGAUAAUAAUUAUCUACUUUAAAUGAUUGUUAAAAGCCAGUGCUGUUAUUUCAUACACAGUUUUUUCAGUUUAAAUUGGUUGAAAUAAUUAUUUCAGCCUCUUAUAUUACAUAAACUGAAGUUGUAAAGAUAUAAUAUUGGCAUUUUUAUGCGUAGAUGUGUAACUAGUUUUUCAGGCGAUGAAGAAGACUGUAUAAAUAAUGUAUUAUCUAAUAUCAAUAAAGAAACGAAAACGUGA